Gigantopelta aegis is the source of this 3619-nucleotide messenger RNA. Its product is annotated as aminopeptidase N-like. The transcript is spliced from 21 exons. NCBI's taxonomy places the organism in Eukaryota, Metazoa, Mollusca, Gastropoda, Neomphalida, Peltospiridae. Bases 345 to 3371 code for a protein of 1008 amino acids. Gene Ontology annotation, biological process: proteolysis; peptide catabolic process. The record is from RefSeq and is a predicted model, not a curated record. Gene Ontology annotation, molecular function: metalloaminopeptidase activity; peptide binding; zinc ion binding. Gene Ontology annotation, cellular component: cytoplasm.
UAUGACAUUUUGACGCAUUUGCGAGAACGCGUGUUUUAGUGUACAUUAUUUAAGAACUUAAAAAGAAGCAAUUAAUAUCGAAUUGAUGCCAACAAAUUGGAAUAUCUAUCGACUGUUUUUGUUUUCGUUAUCAAAUUAAUUUCCAGUUUUGUGAAAAUAAUACUUUUUCUCUUUGAAAUUAUGGUCUAAGAUUGUUAGGCUGGAUUAAAACUGAAUACAAGUACGGAUUUUAGUUUGAUUGAAAAAAGAAGUAGAGUAAAACUAAUAGUAAAUGAAGAGUUUGAUUUGAAAAAAAAAGGAAGAAGAAGAAGAAAAUAAAAAGAACAAGAUUUUUCACUGUUAAAAUGCCUGGAGAACGGAUGGAGUUUUCGGAUAUGAAAUACAGCAGCGAGACAAACUUGACAAACGGACAGAAGAACAAGCAGGGAUGCUACGUCUCGACGCCUAUGGGUUUUUUGAUGCUUCUGUUAGCGCUCGCUAUAGCUGUGGGCGUGGGGAUAAUAGUACAUUUUGCCGGGAACGGGCGAAGUGUCGUCUGUCAAUGCGGUUCCGCAGACGUCGUUCCCAGCGACCCACAGAAGUUGAUGGCUGCCUGCAAGAAACAAGUGAUGGAUGGAGAAACCGGCGUCUGCGCAGUCUGCAAAGACGUCACCACUUCGCCCACCGCCGAACCGACAACUCCGCCGAAAGUUACCGACGUCAGAAUUCCGACAGAUCUCGAACCAAUCCUGUACACGAUCGAACUGCAGCCGAACAUGUACGAAGGUGACGUCAAACAGUUCACAUUCGACGGCUACGUGAGGAUAAAGAUGAAAUGCGUGAGGCCCACCAAACAGGUCACGCUACAAAUAAAAGCACUGAACCUCACGGAAAGCACUCUGAAGUUUGAAGCCAUCUCCGGACAAGAACCGGUGAUUUCGAAGACGGAGUACGAUCACGAGAGAGAAUUCGUGAUCUUCCACCUGAGCGAGAUGUUGGUGAAAGACCGGAUGUACAGUAUUGAGAUGAGAUACGUAGCCCGUCUGAAGAACCAGUUGCAGGGUCUCUAUUUGUCAGAGUACAAGAGGAAUAACCAAACAGUCUAUCUGGCCGCGACACAACUGCAGCCGACAGACGCACGUGCGGUGUUUCCUUGUUUUGACGAACCUGCCAUCAAGGCCAAGUUUGACGUCACUCUCGUAAGGAAACCGGAAAAAAUCUCCUUGUCGAACAUGCCGAUAUUGCGGAACGAGACCAGAUCAAAUGGUUUUGUGGCUGAUAUUUUCGAAACAUCACCAAAGAUGUCGACAUACCUUCUGGCCUUCAUUGUGUGUGACUUUGAGUACAAAGAACAAGUGACGAAACGCGGAGUUAUGUACAAAGCGUGGUCGACCCCGGCGGCUGUGGAACAGACGAGCUACGCCCUGGACGUGGGUGUCAAAAUCCUCACAUACUACGAGGACUACUUCAACAUCAGCUUCCCACUGCCCAAACAAGACAUGAUCGCGAUACCGGACUUCUCGGCGGGCGCCAUGGAGAACUGGGGUCUGAUCAUCUACCGCGAGACCGCCAUGCUGUACUCGCCCAGAGUCUCGUCCGAGGGAAACAAGCAGAGAGUCGCCGUAGUUGUCUCCCAUGAGUUGGCGCAUCAGUGGUUUGGUGAUCUGGUGACCCCGUCGUGGUGGGAUGACCUCUGGCUAAACGAGGGAUUCGCGAGCUUUGUCGAGUACAUGGGAGUCAACCACGUGCAUCCAGAAUGGAAAAUGUUUGAACAGUUUGUUGUGGAAGACCUGCAGAGUGUAUUUAACUUUGAUGCUCUUGUGACGUCACAUCCCGUGUAUGUUCCAGUCAACCACCCCGAUGAGAUUAAUGAAAUAUUUGACCGAAUAUCUUACGCAAAGGGAGCCUCCAUCAUCCGAAUGAUGCGGUUCUUUUUGGGAGAGGACACCUUCAGGAAGGGAAUAACAAAAUACUUAAAACGUAAGGAAUAUGACGCGGCGUUCCAUGACGACCUGUGGCAAGCCUUAACUGAACAAGCGACAGAAGACGGUAAGAGUAUCAAUGUGAAGGACGUGAUGGACACGUGGACACUGCAGAUGAACUACCCCACCAUCCGGGUGACUCGAGCGAACGCCAACACACUGAAGAUUUCCCAGUCGAGAUUUCUUAAAGACCCUACUGCCACAGAUCCUGGCAAAUUCAUCUCUACGUUUGGCUACAAAUGGGAUGUGCCUUUUACCUACACAACCAGCUCCAUCAAAAACUUCAACCAGACCGAUGCAGAUGUUACCUGGUUGAAAAAAACCCAAACUAAUAGAAUGGUACAAAGUGCCAAUCUUCCUGCUAUGGGCGACACCAAUGGCUGGAUUAUUGGUAACGUGAUGCAGUAUGGAUUCUACCGAGUUAACUAUGAUGACCAGAACUGGAAGGCACUCAUCAGACAGCUAAAGACAAACCACGCGGUAAUUCACCCGAUAAACCGUGCUCAGAUUAUCAAUGACGCCUUUAAUCUGGCAACAUCUGGCGACCUAUCACUGGAGAUCGCUCUGAAGACUCUGGAGUACACAGACAAAGAGAAGGACUACGUUCCACGAGUCGCCUUCAACCGGGAAGUCGACCAGCUGGCCCUUAUGUUGAGGAAAACGCCCAUGUACGGAGCCUUCGAGGCAUUCAUUAAAGAUAAGAUCAUGGGAAUAUUUAAUGAGGUCACGAUGAACAACACCGGUGCUACUCAUCUCGAGUCAUAUAUUCGCAGUAUUGUGGCAUCCAUGGCCUGUGAUUAUGGUGUAACUCAGUGCAUUGACGAGUCAAAGCGUCUAUUUAGGCAGUGGAUGCAAAACCCAAAUCAUAAUCCAAUUAACCCGGGACUCAAGUCGACUGUGUACUGCGCGGCUAUAGAGCACGGCGGAGUGGCUGAGUGGGACUUCGCGUUCGACCAGUACAACAAGGCGCACGUUGCAGCGGAAAAAUCACGACUUCUAUCUUCUUUAUCGUGUUCCACCGAAACCUGGAUCAUCAGCAGGUAUCUCGAAUGGGCCCUGACGCCAUCUAAAAUCAGAAAACAAGACGGCCUCUCUGUGGUGGGUUACAUAUCAAACAAGCCUAUAGGCCAGGCAUUGGCAUGGGACUUUUUCAGAAACCGCUGGGACGAUAUCAGGAGAGAUUACGGUGGUUCGUUUUUCGCUUUCACCAGUCUAGUCGGUCGUCUGACGAAAACGUUCAACACAGAUUUCCAACUGUCAGAGCUCCAGCAUUUCAUGGACACUCACCCGAACCAAGGGUCAGGGACACGGGCCUUCCAGCAAGCCGUGGAGAAGACGCGCGUCAACAUCAAGUGGAUGAAGCAGAACAGCAACGUCAUCAAGACGUGGCUGUCGUCGUUAGGCUUAUAAGCAGGGAUUCAUCAAGGAUCUUCUGCCCCACUGUCAGACUUUCCAGAGAAUUCUAGCAGGGAUUUGUUUUGGAUCACCUGGCUUUCCAGAGGAUUCUAGCAGGGAUUUGUUAGGGAUCUCCUCAGUCUGAUUAAAAUUAGCUCUACUGGGUCUACCAGUAGAUCUAACAGCAUUGCAUUGACUCCCAUGUCCAGGUGACAUUUCAUCUAUAAAUAAUAAUUUAAAUAUCGACCAGUUACACUUCGCCU